AUGGUAAACGAUAAUGCGCCACUAAGGAAAGUCGAAUUGGAACAAAUGCGGCUUGUACUCGUACAGAAAUUGGAUACAAUUUCGAAGUUAGACGAUGAGAUUCAGAGCUUGUUGGAAAAGGAUGACGAUAUUGCAGCAGAUAUCGACAGCUCAUCGGAAUACGGCUGCGAAGUUCUGGGUGCGUUGGCCGAAAUUAACGAAGCGCUGAGCACGAUAGAGACGAACAAACGAAACGAGGAACUCGCCAACACAUCGACAAGUACAGUAUCCAGUGGGGCACGCUGUAGAGUGAAGCUGCCUAAACUAGAGGUGAAAAAGUUCUCGGGCAGGAUACAAGAUUGGCGUGAAUUCUGGGACUCUUUCGAAAGUUCCAUUCACAACAAUGACGGACUGUCUGAGGUAGACAAAUUCACCUAUCUGAGGGGAUUGGUGGAGGAGCCGGCCAAGUCAGCAAUUUCGGGAUUUGCUCUGACUUCGGUUAACUAUGCAGAAGCACUGAAGGUGUUAGAACGGAGAUACGGGAGCAAAGUGAUGGUGCAAAGGGCACACGUAAAUGAUUUGAUGAACUUAAAGCCCGUGUACAACGAGAGUGACACGACGAGGCUGCGCAAGUUCUUCGACGCGGUCGAAACAAAUUACCGAGGACUCGAGGCGCUCGGUGUAAAGGAGGAAACGUACUGCGAGAUAGUCAUGCCCAAUCUUCUAACAAAGAUACCGAACUCAUUAAAACUGACAAUUACCAGGGGAAGAGACUACUUAGAGUGGGGCAUGAAAGAUUUUGUCGACGCAUUACAAGCCGAAGUGGAGCUGCGGGAAUGCCACAAAUUAGCGGUCGGAGAGAAAGAAGAAGAUCAACGAAGAAGACGACGGGAACCAGGAACAGCUAACGGGUUGUUUGCCAGCCGCAACAACCGAUUGUUUUGUGCUUUCUGCUGUGGAGAGCACAAGCAUGAAGAAUGUACCAAAGUAACGGGGCGGCAAGAACGGAUGCAACUUCUUCGUAAGUUCAAACGAUGUUUCAAUUGUUUAAAUAAGGGACAUGUAGCUAAAGAUUGUCGUGCACGUAUUAAAUGUAGCGUAUGUGGGGAGGGUCAUCAUGUUUCCAUAUGUGAUAAGAGUAAUAAUAACGAGAAGGAUGAAAGAAAUAGUCGGGAAGAAAGUGGACAGGUUAGUGUAGCUAAUGUCCACGUUAGUACUAGAAGUAGAGUGGCUCUUCAAACUGCGCAGGGAGUACUUAUAGGAAAGGGUAAGACAAGAGUGCGAGUGCUUUUCGACUCGGGAAGUCAGAAAUUCUUUGUGACGUGUGACGCGAAGAGGUGUGCCAAGCAACGUUGCUAG
Messenger RNA from Xenia sp. Carnegie-2017, 1338 nucleotides. RefSeq lists its product as uncharacterized. Gene Ontology annotation, molecular function: zinc ion binding; nucleic acid binding. Lineage: Eukaryota; Metazoa; Cnidaria; Anthozoa; Malacalcyonacea; Xeniidae. The record is from RefSeq and is a predicted model, not a curated record. Bases 1 to 1338 code for a protein of 445 amino acids. The transcript has a single exon.